AUGAAAGCGCAAAGAGCAGAACCGGUGAUUCACAACACCCUCGGCUCUACGCUCCACCUACCCUUCCUUGCCUCCUCAUCCAACGUCUCCUCAGCCACAGCAGGAAAUGGUGGUUCUGGACAUCCACGGCAGGCCACGGGCGGAGGGGGUUUGAGGAGACCGCAGAGCGUGAUGUCGUUAGGCGUUAGCUCUCGCGCAGCGCCGACGGUCACGCAUAUUGCGAGAGCAUUGACGUCUUCCACCUCUGUGAAUCGUCCGAAGACUCUUCCGUGCGAGACGCAGGUGCUCGCAGCGCUGCUUGUGCCUUUCCUAGGGCCGCAUAGCAACGAGCAGGUUUCUGUGGAGCAGCAGACUGCGGUCGAGACGUUCGAAUACGCCAUUAGGACGUGGAAAGCUGCGUCGCACGAGGCCGAGUUGGAUCGCUGUAUAUGGUGCUGCAAAGCUGCGUCUGUCUACUCUAGGUCGCGAAUGCGCAUCCUUGGUAGCCUCUCCAAUAUCCUGUUCUCUCGCGACCGGACAUUCCAAGUCGAGACGCCUGCGAUCCUGCAGACGUUGCUGCAAUGUCUCUUCUCUCUUCUAGUGGUCUUAAGAUCAUCACAAGACUCCAGGCAAGAAGCUGACGCUGUUGCGGCGUACAUCGUUGGCAUCAAGAGCGGGCAGAGUGGAACACCUAGUCCACAGGCGCUGGAGAAGGAGUACGGGGUCCGACAUAAAGGGGACAGCGACGAGCAUGUGAGGGAGAUCAUCGCGGCGGAGAGCGUGAUAGGCUGCCUGGAGGUUGGCUCAGAGGUGUUGAGGAGAUGGACAUUACAUAACCUUGUUGAAGAGCAUUGGACAUCCUCCGACUCACAAAUGCUUCUUUCUCCCCUCCUCACGACCAUGACCUGGCGCAAACUGAGGACGUUCGUCAACUCUUCGGUAUCCUUGCUCCUCAAUGGAUCGCUCGACCCACGUCAGAACACCUACGACGCAGACGUAGUCAUACACCUCUUGCGUACCCGUAUUCUACCAGAAGUCGAGGCGAUGCAAGACGACGCAUUCGCGGUCGUAGGCGAGAUUCAGAGCAGCAUCAUCCGGCUGGUGCUGGAGCUUCUGUGCAUACGAGGGACCAGCGAACGUGAGUGGGUGAUGCUAUACUUCUCGCACUGGGUCCAGGAAGGCGGUAAGUGGCGCGAGAGCGUCGAACGCUCCCUGCAGAACCUUAUCGGCCAGGGGGAAUGGCCUACCAUUCUGCGUCUCAUGCCCAUCCUUGAAGAGCUUCCCGAAGACAUUCGGGUGUCUCUGAUCCCUGAUCUUCUGCCCGCUAUCAGUGACCGAUUGACACGAGAUCCCCCGGAACGUUCUUGUGCACCACUCUCCGACUUCCUCGAUUCCGCAGCGAUCAGCUGUCCGAAAGCGUUCUUCAAGCCGGUCUUCGGUUGUGCCGCAUCGAUGAAGGAUCUCACGAUUGCGAACCAUCUCUGCUCCCUCUACUCAGUCGCGCGCUUCUACCCUGGAGUCUGGACGCAUAAUCCCGAAAUGAUGUCCGUAGCGAUAAUGAUGGACCCCACUGGUUCGCGCAAGGUUACGGAGCCUACAGGCGCGGCCCCGACUCAAGGGAGGGUGCGAAUAGGACAGAUGGUGAUUAUGGUGGAGUUACUACAUCAUUUGCGGAGGAUGCGUCAAUUGAAGGACCCAGCUGCGUUCACUGUCACCCACAAGUUUGUGGUCUCGUUAGAAGCGAGACUAGGCAUGCUGAUUGAGGCCAAGGAGCAAACUACCUUGAUCCCGGCCUCUCAGAGACUGCUAUUCUGCGCGCUCUUCCGGGAAUGCAGGCUGUUCACGCGCUCUCUCAGAAGUGCCGCGUGGCUACCAUCUGUAGUCAAUUGGACGUCAUCAUAUCUCUUCGAUGCGAACACCGAUCCUGACCAUGAGUUGAACGAGGACGAGGCCGUCAGCACAUUGUCUAAGUUGAUCGCGCUCUACUCCCAAGCCAAGGCUGGUCUGGGUGGCGGUGGCAAGCGUCGUACUACUGUUGUUGGUCCCACCGGCGUCGACACUCAGCAGGGCAAGACGGCCUCUCAAAGCGGUUCUAUCGACGCUUAUCAAGAUAGUUUCGAUUCCCGAAUUACAAUGCUGCAAUCCCUGGUCGAUAGACGUGUCAGUACCGCGCUAGAUCUGCUCGUCACGGUCUCUGGCCUACUGCAACCGGACGAUUACAUGCGUCUGGGUCCGAUUCUGUGGUACAAGCACCUGGACAACCCUGAGCCGCACGUGAUCGCACCUACCUGUUUCCUUGUCAUGCAAUGCGCAGAGAAAAUCCCUACAGAGUUUUCCGCGCUCAUCAAUCAGGACCUAUCGAGUGCAGAAGUCUCUAUGAGGCGCCAUGCGGUUCAGCGGAUGGCGACUAUGGCGAGCUGGCGUUUCCAGCUUCUGUCACAAGAAGUAAUACUCGAUAAGAACUAUCGACGACCUUUUAAAUUGACAAGACCACCGGUCCUCUUCGUCCCGACGGAUAUUGGAAGCAACCUCUUCGAGCUGGAAGAGGAUCCCAACGAUUUCAAGGACAGCAAAGGUCACGUCCUUCCUUUGGAGCUCCGCAGACGACUCAACGAGGUUGGAUGGGCGGAAGAGCGAGGUGAAAUGGACCCAAAGACGGAGUGGAUCAAGACGCCAAUGACACGCCUUCCGACACAACAGCUAGACUCUUUGAGCUCGUCACCCGAUGCCGCUGCCACUACCUUCCAGUCCCAAAGUCCUAGCCCGAGCCCUGAGCCGUCCCCUACGCGAGCUUCUCCACGGGAAUUGCCAUUGUCCAGAAAGGACUCCUCUGUGGGUCAGUCGCGUGCGAAGCGACGUCCGGUCUUUGUCGCUACUCUAGUAGGAUUCUUCCCGAAGCUAGCAGCGAUGGUCAAGGAUAGCGACUUCGUCGUCGCUAAUACUGCACGCAAUCUAGUGCUCGACCUAAUGCGCGAUGAUCCUCAGCUGCUCUGUAGAUCUGUGUUUCAUGAGCUCUCCGGGGACGCUACUGGAAUCAUGUCUGCUAUCACCACUCUACGCAAUUUCCUUCACUGCGAGUUCGCUUUACCUCCGGGUGCUGCUCAUCACAUGCUCAACCACGUCGUCGGCUUCCUGAAAGGCCUUAUGCGCCAUACGGAGAGCGUCGAUCCACUGCUAGGCUUCGGUUAUAGCUCCCCCAUUGUCGCCAAACUUGCUCCCCAGGUUAGCAAGAUGUCAAUGCGCGAUAUACGACGAGCAAAGGUGGACACGCUACUGCUUCCAUCGGGAUCACUGUGGUGGAACGAUGCUCCGCAGCCUGGACCUAUGUUUCCACGGUCGUUGGAGUCCAACUACGAUCCCUUCGAUGCCCUUCCAGCUCCAGUGGUAUGGGUCACUAUGGUUAGGACUGCGCAGAACAUGGUGUUCCUCAAUCUGCUUCGGCAAAAUGCUCAGGAUGUCAAGAUCUUCCGGAAGAAUCUCACGACACUUGUCUUGCCCAUUCACUUUGACGACCUGCACCAGAACUCUAUCCCUCUGACUGCAUACAUACCUGUCCAGGGGCUUCCACCAGCACCAACUAAUCCAACACUGAUAGCUCUAUCCCUUACCCUGGCACGUAGUCAUCUGCUCCUACUUCACCAGGUUUUCCGGUCCAUGUCCCGCCAUCUCAACGAUCGAGAAGAGCUAGCGUUACUACUGGAUGGACUCAAUCGGAUCAUGCUUGCCCAUGGUGACGACGUUGGCAUUGUUUCUCAUGCGAUGCUCAACUACUUGAUCGCAAGUACUCGUUUCAGACGGCUCUUCACUUCCGGAGGCGGUUACACGAUGUUCAUGCCAGCGGUGAUCAAGGUCUACUGCGAAGCCGCGUCUCAACCUACUAUCCGGGCGGUGAUCGAGUUCGCCGUCAAUCGUUUCUUCGCACUCCACCAAGAAUCCUUCAUCUUCCAGACCUGUGAUGUGAUGUCAAACGUCAUCGCCUUGCCAGGUGUCGACGGAUCUUACGUAUGCCGAAACAUCUUCGCUCUGCUCGCCACCUUGAAGAACAGCGCAUCACAGACCAACAGCGAGGUUUCUGCACUCAGUGCGCUCACCAAGCUCGAGGAGCAGGAAGCAAUUCUAGUCACAAUCGCGGAGAAGGUGCCUCAAGUGUUCCUCGCCUCGGUACAUCGCAGCGCACAGGACAAGAAUCAAUUGACGGUGGACGUACCAGAUGAGUUCGAUAGCAAGCGGUUAAGUCUCGACGAUCUCGUCCGACUCUUCCUUACUGUCAUUGCCCAUAACCCGACAAUCCUACGAGCACAGCAGUUCCUCCGCUUUCUCAUGUUCCUGUCGCCGCAUCUCUACCACGCUUCGGCUUCAGCUCGCUCUGUCCUCAAGGAUGGAAUCAGUGCGCUUGCCUCCAUCCUCCUCAACAAGGGCAUCGCGAAACCGAAGACGUCCGAAGGUGCCUCUCUAGUCGACGAGCUUGGUUCGAACGCUGUAUCGCAGACCGGGCUGAAUCAGGCCAACCUCCCUCAAUCUUCUGUUCCCAGCGACCUCUUGGCGAUGCGACUGGAUCUGCUUUCCCUAGUCGUCGGCUACACAAAGGCGGGCGGUACGCUGUCAGCCUUAGCAUCGCAGCGGGUGUUAGAAGUCGUGAAGGUCAUACUCAAGGAUUCGAAGUCAAGCGUCCUACGUGUUGCGGAGUUCCUCGCAGACUAUGUUCGUGCGAUACUCAUACGUCCUGUGCAUCCUGAGUUGAAACAGGUCGUCACGCUUCUUUCGGAUGUCGCCCCGAUCAUAUCAUCCUACUCUACUACAGUCGACUUCUCCGGUGUCUUUGACGUCGUAACGUCCCUGGCCUCCGAUACAGUCUUCGCCAACCAGCCAGCCUUUUCCCGAGUUUUGGUCAACCAAUACUGCAGCGCGGGUCUGGAAGCAUGCGAAGUAGCGGCAUCGGAGAACCUGCUGUGGACCUUGACUGUCCGAGGUAGCAUCCUCGAUCUCUUGGACAGGUCCUUGCUUGUGAUUGGUGCAGAUGUGAUGUCAGAACUGGAGAAACGCGAGCCAACGUACGAGUUCCUGUCCGGCAUCAUCUUGCCCUUUGUUCUGCGCAUGAAGGCGACAGUAGAGAUAGCUAGCAACAGCCAGUGGGCGGACAAGUGGCGACGGGACGUCUAUGCGCAAGCAUGGCUGCGGCUCAUCGCGUAUGUUCUGAACGUGAUCCAGCGCGCAGACUACAUUCGCCCUGACUCACGGAACAUUAUACCUGGCCUUGAUCGUCGCAAGUCAACGGAUAGUCGGUCACUUUCCUCCACGCCAGACCCGAAGCCAGCCAUGGCCCUCGUCGUUGCCCUGCAAAUACUGAAGGUGAUCACAACUCGCGCUGAGCAAGAGCUUUCUACUGUGUUCCCCUCCAUAUGGGGGCAGAUCGGUGAUGUUUUGAAGGAGACCCUUGCGGACGGAGACGCAGGGUUCGCAAUCCCUUCUCGCGGCGGCUACUCGGAACCACCAUCACCAACGCACUCACCUCGCACGAGCUCUUUCAACAUCGGUGCAGACGACGGCAACCCCUUCCUCACCCCUUCCAUGGCACCCUCUGCACACCGCACGCGCGCCGAGCGCCGCCCUCGCAUCAUUGACUACAUGACCUGGUCGCUCAUCGAGUGGCUCUGCCUCCGGCGCACCCCCCUCGCGCUACAAAUGCGUGUCUUCAUACAAGAGAAGGUCGCGCUUCUGCACCAGGAGCUGAUCGUUAACGGCGCAGGGAACCAGAGCCUCGCCGCGAGCCCCAUCAUCAGCGCCAUGGGCAUGCCCUCCGGCGGGCUUAACACCCCCUUAACUGCGCGUGGCCGCAAUCGGCCUGUCUCAAACAUCUUCUCUAAGCCGCGGCGGAGCUUCCUGAGCGGUGCAGACCCUUCAAGCGCAGUGUCGACCCCGCGCAGCUCGACGCUCUUCGCCAACGCCGUGUCGCUCCCCUCGUUCGACGAGUUCGGCAUGCAGUCUUCAACUCCGCGCAAGGAAGACGGGCCUGGGCGCCAGGCCGGGUACCAGCUCAUGCCCUCUCCACUGACACCCUCCCGCCGCGCGGCGCGCGAGUCCGGUCCCAAGAUUGUACACCUUGGACCUGUCCGCCCGCUCUCGCCCUCAGGGGGCGGACCGCGCCGUUCGUUCUCCCCCAGCGGGCAGCGCAGUGGAAUCGGGAGUUCGCGCAGUGCGCUCGCGCUCGCCCGGGAGAUGGUCGUGGAGUCGCCGGUGCUGGUGCGCAUGACGGUGCGGCGGAUCCGCGUGGCGCAGGCGAUGCUGGGCUAUCCGCUCCUGCCGCUUGCGAACGUGUCGUCGAUGGACUCAUCGAUGACAGACAUGAACGGCGAGCUCGCAGAGACAGAGGGCCUGGUGAAGGCGUGGUCGCGGGCGGAGGCGGUGGAGAUGCUCAUGCAGGAGACGAAGGACUUGAUUGAGGAGUGGCGGGACGACGAGGAGCUGGACGGGAUCGGGGACGAUAGUGGGAUUUUGGUGGACUUGGAGGAGCCCCGGAGUCCGCUCUCAUAG
Molecule: messenger RNA, 6510 nt
Organism: Dichomitus squalens LYAD-421 SS1
Lineage: Eukaryota; Fungi; Basidiomycota; Agaricomycetes; Polyporales; Polyporaceae
Exons: 12
Coding region: 1-6510 (2169 amino acids)
Biological process (GO): monoatomic cation homeostasis
Cellular component (GO): axon; cation channel complex
Molecular function (GO): monoatomic cation channel activity
Source: RefSeq, a predicted model, not a curated record